Ruditapes philippinarum (Manila clam) is the source of this 4826-nucleotide messenger RNA. RefSeq lists its product as uncharacterized. Lineage: Eukaryota; Metazoa; Mollusca; Bivalvia; Venerida; Veneridae. The transcript is spliced from 6 exons. The coding region runs from base 57 to 1607 and encodes 516 amino acids. The record is from RefSeq and is a predicted model, not a curated record.
CACAACAAACAAGAGAUGCUUCAAAUAAUACGCAUGGUAAAGGGCGAAAAGGACACAUGAAAACAGAUGACAGUGAAAGUAUAACAGCAGAUAAAACUAGAUGUUUAGAAUACAGUGAGAAGGUUAGAAUAUUCAAGCCAUUGAUCGUGCAGAAUCUGCUUGUCCAUGACAUAUUACCUUCUUUACCAUUUCUAGAUAAUCAUGACGAUAUAUAUUGUGAACUGAAGAAUCGUUCCGAAAAAUCAGCUGUACUGAUCCUGUUAGAUGAAUUAGAGAAUUGUCAAGAACUCGGAAAGUGGGAUAAAUUUAUCAAUGCCUUAUCUGAUAAUGGGUACUCGUACAUCGUCGAUAAUAUCAGGGGUUACAAGUUUAUCAACCAUUUUUAUCAAAGAGAGUAUAUUAAAAACAUUACUCCGAAAAUCGGAUCUAUGAUUACAGUCUGCGAAAUCAUUUCUUUUGUUUACGCUAAAAAGUUAAUAAGUGAAAGUGAUAAAGAACAUAUUCAAAAGGAAGAUGCCAACCGUGGUAACUUUGCAGCCGCAGUUUUACUACUCGACAGAAUCCAUCGUAAGCAUCGCAAUUGGUACUUGCUAUUUAUUGAAGCCCUUAACGAAGCAGGAAUGGACGAAGUGGCAAAAUGCCUGGAGAUACCAGCGCUCUUAGAAAGCAAAAGGACAAAGAAUUUCGAACUCUACAAACAAUGUGAUGAAAGUAAAGGAGAGAAAAUGGUUACGCAAAGGAAAAGGUUACCUCUGCCUCCUGUUCGUGCUGGUAAUUCGGAUGAAAAAUAUGACUAUGCGUACAGCGCGAAUGCACAUGUGAUAGAUAAACAGCAAGAUACUGAUGAAUACACCUACGACGAUACAGUACAAUCUACAUACAACAUUCCGCCUCUGACAAACUCACUUGAAACUGAAAAUUCAAUUCAAAGUGACUCAGAAUAUGAGCAAUAUGAAUUGAAUGCACCACCUAUUCCACCUCGGCUGCCGUGGUCAAGCGAAAGGCGUGAUUUAAAAAUACAAAAAGCUGACAGUGCAGGUAGCAAGCAGACAGAAAUUAUUGCUGAUUUUGAUAAUCCUUUAGUCAAGUUUGUUAAUCCUUCGGAAAAUGUCAGAUUAAUGAAUGAAAACGAGGAGUUGAAAAAAGCGAAUAAUGUUCUAGUUGUCCAAAUCUCCCUUUUGGAGCAAAAAAGUUCCAUGAUUGCAGAUAUUAACGAAAACAUUAACAUACGCCGAGACCUUUUGGAAGAUAUAGCACUCAAAGAAAAGGAAAAUAACGCAUUAAUUGCAGGCCCGGUAGAAAGUGAUGAUCUAGAAACUAACGAGGAAGCAAACGACUAUUAUCCUUCAUCUAGAACCAAUGAGCGAGCUGAAGACACACAUGCAGAUACAUUUGCUCCGAUCAAGCAAACAUUUGACUACAGAGAUCCAAUUCUUUACGAAGAAAAAUGUUUUCCAUGCAUUGGAUCAGAAACAUAUAUUCCAGGCCAUGGAUCACAUUUUACAUUAGAUCCUACUUCAAUUGUUUCUAUAUACGACGUAAAUUUUUACAAUCGAAACAAAAUUGUAGCUAUGUUUGACAAAGACAGUGGUAUCGGUAUGAAUUAAAUGAUACUGACCUUGAUGAUGAACGUUUCUUAGUGACACCAAAAACACACAAUUUUAUUCCUAAUAGUCUCGGUAAUAAGGUAUUUUAAUGUUUUAAUGCAUUCGUUACGUGAUUAUUUUGUUUUGAUUAAUGCUAUCAAAUGAGCGUUUGAAUCUAGAGCUAUUACUUUUUUGAAUAGGUUACAAAAUGUUGAAUCCAGAAAUUUAUCUAGUAAUUUAUAUUUCAAUAUGUUCACUAAUCAAAACCAAGCCAAACGCAAAUGGAUUGAAAAUGUUAGGCAUUUAAUCGAAUAAAAUGUCUAUGGAUAGUUUUGGGAUGUCUUCUAUGGUGUAAAUGUAAAAUGGUUAUCAUUGUCAUGUAACCAAAAGAUAAAGGAUCAAUUGAUGCAAAUUUAAAAAGAAAUCAAUUUGAUAAACAACAAGUGCUUAGUGUUAUAAUCUUGUUAAAGAAAAUUUUGUGCAAAGUUAUUAUAUCAAUAUUCAUCCUAAAAAGAACUGUAAACCAUUGACAGCAUUCCUAUGCAGAAACCGUAGACUGCCAACUGAGGUUGGAAAAUGCAUAGUGUUCCAUUAUCCGAAAGAAAAUGUAAAUUAUUUCACAUAUAAUUAUAUUGAUGAAUUUCAUUAUGUACUGGAAUGCAAACAUUUCAUUGAUGAUAGAAAAAGUUUGUGAACGCAUAUUAUGGACAUCCAAAUAUACUAAAAAUUCAAUCAAUUAUUUAAUAAUGAGAACAAAAUUGAAUUAUCAAAUUACAUAUGUAUGUCAUUUUCUGGUGAUGAUAAUGAAAAAUGGAAAAGUAAGCUAUAAUUAAUAAAUGUUAUUAAAUGAUUAAAAUGUUUAAAAAAUGGAAAUGCAUGAACAUGUUUAUGUGUGUGUGCGUAUGUUUGUGUGUGUAUGUAUAUGUUUAUGUGUAUAUACAAACACAGGUAUGUGUGUCACUUGGCAUAAUUUAUAUAAUAAACAUUUGUCUUAUGAAACAUUUGUGAAAAUGGUCAAGAAUAUAUUGAAACUAUGUGUAUAUUUUAUGGUAUUGUUGUGCCAUAAGUUUUCUUACAUUUCGUUUCGGUAAGAUUUCUUGUCAGAGGCAUUAGCAUGUCAAUCAUUAACCAAAUAAGCUUCAAUAUUGUUACUUUUUCUUUCCAAUAAAUAAAUAUCAGAAAGAAAAUCCAUUAGAAGCAAUAAUGAUGAAAAAUAACAACAAUAAUAAAAUAAGUUCAAGAACAACUACUUUAAAGCUGCACGCCUCCAGAUGAGCGAAAAUAUUUCAAUAAAAUCAAACCUGAGAAAAAUGUACUAAGAUUUUAGGAAAAGUGUAAAGAUUCAAAGUUCUAGUAAUAAUUUACAUGUUAUGUGCGAUUAAUGACCGAUUUUUCAGUAUUUAACUAUAUUUCUACUGCGUUAUUAACGCAGUAAGGGAUAUUUUUGCAUAUUUUGUCCUCUUUUUAGUAAUUUACGUGGGUUUUAAGUGCCAUUGAUAUCGUGUAAAUUGCUUCCUUUUGGUUAUUUCACUGAAUAAUAUUUUUAAACACAUUUUCAUGAAAAUAAGCAUGAAUCUGGAGGCGUGCCGCUUUAAGAAUUAUCUUCUGUAAAUUCUUAGACGCAAAAGAUAAAAAUCGAGUCUGCAGAUACAUUUGUUAACUUAUUAACCAUCUAUUGUAUGAGACAACUAGUAUCACAUUUAUAAGAUUUAGAGUAAAGUUUAUCUACAGGUGAAUAGAUUUUUAAUUAUCAUUAUUAAAGUUGUGAAAUAACUUCAUGCAAUUUUAAUUUGAAGUCAAAUCGAUACCACAUAGAUAAGAAAAAAGUGGAUUUUAUGUUCUGUAUGUUGAUUUUCAAAAGGCCUUUGAUUGUAAAUAAUAUCACAAAUUGUUUAAUUGUUUACAAUAUGUAAGGGUUAGGGGAAUAUCUUGCGCGUAUUUAUAUCUAUGUAUUUAAAUCUACGCGGUUUUGUCAGAGUAGAAGCUAACAGAGUAACAAAGCCGUUUAUACAAGGGGACGUAACUACUACACUAUUUUUUCAAUCUCAAUAUUAAUGAGUUAUCUCGUUCCUACGAACAAAAGGUCAUCGAUGCAUUUUCGUUUCGAAUCAAAUGCAUGAUAUAUUUUGUAUUCUUUUUGCAGAUGACUUUGCAAAUUGCGCUGAAACAGCAAAAUGAUAUUACAAUUAAAUACCAUUGCAAAAUUUCGUAAUAAUACAUGUAUGACUAUAAAUCAGUCGAAAACCCAAAUAAUCGUGUUAAGUUUAGAAAUGGCGGUCAAAUAAGGUCAAUUGAACUUUGGUCAUAUAUAUAUAUGUGUGUGUAACUGUAAAUACUACAUCUUGUUACAAAUAUAUGGGAUUAUUUUUUACACCGAAACUUUAUUGGUCUAUAGCAAAAGCGAAAAAUCUAUUUUUGAUCAAACCUAUUCUCACUUAUGGAGCGGAAACAUGUAUGGUACUGAAUAUUCGGAAAUUUUAGAGCAUGUUCAGAUUCAAUAUUAGUAUUGUAACGAUUUCUUGGGUGUCAAUACUUCUUUAAAUGAUUGUGAAGCUUUGGGGAGAUGAGACAGACUUCCAUUGUGUAUUGAUCAUUGUAUCAAAUAUAUUAGAUACUGGAUCAAACUUUUUUAUGUCUGUCUGAAAAAUAAAUAUCCAAGGAAUUGUUAUUUUAUGUUGAAACAAAAGGUUAGUGUAGGUAGUAUUGAUUGGACAUCUUCUAUUAAAAUUGUGUAACAUGGAUAUGGCUUUGGAUUUGCUUGGUUAAAUCAAACUCUUGGUGAUAUUAAUGUUUUUCUGUUUUGUUUUAAACAAAGACUUAAUUGAAUUGUAACACUGGUAUCAACAAGUAAAUUGAUUCGUCUCGUUGUGAUACACAUAAACAAUUCAAGACUAUGAUUAAUCCUGAAAGAUAUUUAUGUUUCAAUUAACCAUUUUAUAUAAAAAAAAGCAUUUGCAAAAUUCUGUCGUUCAAGUCAUAGGUUUUUAAUUGAAAAUGGACGUCAACUUGGUCUUCCAAGAGAAAAUUGUUAUUGUCAAUAGUGUAAUGGUUAUUUUGAUACACGAUGUCUUGAAGAUGAAUUUCUUUAAAUGUUUUAAAUACAGACAUGAGCGACAACAUUUUUUAUCAAACUGGUAUUAUGGUAGAUUUGAAUACGUAGGUUUCUUGUUAUUUAAUGCAGUGUUCUGAUGAUGAUGAUGAUGAUGAUGAUGAUGAUGAUGAUGAUGAUGAUGAUGACGA